UUCCAUAGAGCAGAGAGAGGAUUAUAAAUAUAACAUUAGGUAUAUUUUCUCUGCAAAAACUCUGAACGCUUCGGCUUCUAUUAUACUACAGAAUAAUCUCGGUGCAAUGAAGAAAAGUGUCCUUCAAGGUCCAAAGUUCAUCCACUAAGAAGACAACUUAUUAAUUUUUCAGCAGUCUGUAUCAGUGAAGACGUGAUAGGUCGCCUGCUAUCCACAAAGCAUAAUUAGAUUCUUCCACUCUCAAAUUACCAUUUAACUUGGUUAAGUUUUCCCUUGGAGAAAUUGGUGAGCUCUAAGUGUGGAGGCACUUAAAUAUUUCAAAUGUUUAUAGCUAGCUGCAGUUCUCUAUCAUUUAUCAUAGGAAGAUUAACCUUCUAUGUUUAGAUUGCUCAAAAUAUGAUUUCUCCUUUUUCAAUAAGUUGCCGUUGCUCAUUUUAUUUUUGUUAGUUUUGCUGCAUGAUGUCAUUUCCCUUGCCACGUUAGUAGAGAUUCUAGUGAAGAUACCGACUCUUUUGAAAGAUGAAGGCUUUUCUGUCAUGCAGUACCUCUUAGAAUCCCUGUUCUUUGCCAUUAUUGUUGUUGUCUUUUACUGAAUUGGUCAGCACGCAUGAGGGUAUCUAUGGAGUUUGAUACGAAGAAGAAAAAUGUUCAGGGAAAAGUUCCCGAUUUUGGUGCGAUCUUUAUGUCAAACAGUGCUACAAAGGAAGAAUGUUUUAGACGGAAAUUAUUCGGACUUCCAUUGGGGCAAGCAGACUUUGUAAAGCAGGUUAAAGCAGGAAUGAUCUUAUUUUUAUUUGAAUUCGAGAGUAGAGAACUUUGUGGUGUUUUUCAGGCAUGUUCUGAUGGUGCAAUUAACAUUGUGCCCCAUGCAUUUACAUCAUCUGGAAAGCAAUUCCCUGCACAGGUAAAGUUCACCAUAAUUUGGCAUUGCAGUUCCCUUUCUGAAAGUGAAUUUUGCCAUGCUAUUAGAGAAAACUAUUUUUCACCAAACAAGUUUAACUUUGGGUUGUCUGCAAAACAGGUCCAAGAGCUCUUGUCGUUAUUCAGUUUGAGAAAGUCAAAAAAUAAGAACCUUCAAGGAUAUUCUAUCCGAAGUGAGGUUGCAAGACCAAUUGCAUUUCCUUUGCAUAAAGCCAGAAAUGCAGUUGAUGGUGACCGCUUUUUAGUGAUUGAUGAUGGGAAAGAUAAGCGAAAUACAGAUGACUAUUCUAGUCGUGCUUUCACUGCUAAUCAAAGCAUUCAUGAUCCUAUCACCAUAGGAGUGAUUUCUCAGCCAGAAUGCAAAUGGAAUGAGCUCAACGGUUCUAGGCCAUCUGUCCCAAAUGAGCACCCUGGUUUAUUUCAAGCUGUUCCACCUGUUUAUUCUAGCAAGUAUGAUUCAGAAAAUUUUUUCCAUAAUGAUCAUCUUCAACAAUCUAUAAUGCAUAGCUCAAUGGAAUCACAAAACUUGAAUGUUCCUUAUUCAACAAAUUUUGGGCAUACUGUUGUUACAAGUGCUCCAUCUUAUGACCCUGAAGUUCCUGCCCUUAACUAUAGGAACUCACCUGUGCCUGAAUUUUCUCCUGAUAGCAGUGCAUUCCCUCAACUUGCAAACCAGUCAUUAUUAUCACAUGUAGAACAUAAUUUUACAAGCAGACAUGCAAUCACCAAUUCUGAUUUAUCUAAUAAUAUUCUCUCAUCUUAUCCCAACCUAUGCGAAUACUCCAAGAGGACCAGUAAGCUUUUCCUAGGGACUUUAUAUCCUGAAACAGUAGGAAAAGCCUCAGAAUGUGAAAUUCCCAGACGCUUCACUGUACCAAAUCCCUCUUCAAUUCCUCUGUGUUUUUCAGCAAGUGGAAGUAAUAGAACAAAUGAGGGUGCAUCUUAUUCCAACAGCCAAAGCAAGUCUUCUUCUUGCGUGUUUGAUUGUAGCUAUCCUGUAGUUUCACAAGACAAAGAUGGCCAUAGGCUUUUGCAUUUUGAAAAUUAUGAAACCUUUGCUGCUGAUAUUCCUGUUCUGAAAAAGGGUAUUUCUGGAAGCAUAGACAUGCAUGAUAACACAUCAGGAAACCUGGAUAUCUCUUAUUCAGAGAAAAUUUAUUCUUGUUGUCAAAAGAAAAGACCGAGUGUGUUUUCUCGCUUGUCCUUACCUCCAAAAGUAUUCAAACAAAAUACUGAUAUCCAAAUUCGACAUGUUGAGAGCAGCAUUGAUUCAUCGGUGGAUGAAGUCAUGGCAAUUUUGUAUGAGAGUCAUGACAAUUGGGUGAAGGAAAAAAGUUUUAAGCUGCUGAUCAAACGGCGUGAGGACAUCAUAAACACAAGGAACAAAAGACCAAUGAUCAAGAUCUCCAAAUCAUCUGCAAAUAAGUUGGCAAAGAUUUCAGUUGAUGAAGAGAGUGUGGUCCAAAUAGCAGAAAAGCUACCUUUUGUGGAUUUCAAGUGCCGUAGUGAAGUGCGAAGGCUUCAAAGUGAUGCUAGUAGCAGGGUCUGUAAUAAGAGUGUUGAAAGCAAUGGAUCCUUAGAUGGGAAAAAUAAAAGAAGAAGGUUGAUUAGACCAAAAUUCACCAUGAAUGAAUCAUUUGGAAAUGUUAUGGUUGGAGGCCAGGAUAAGAAAGUAUCACAAGUUCUUGAGAUAGCACAUGUCAGCACUGAAAACAAUAUAGAUAGUAAGCAAAAACUUUGUAUUGGUUGUGAAGAGAGGAAUGCAGAUGCUGAAAAAGAUUCGAAUAAUGAAAGAGAAAAUAAUGUGGAAAAUUGUGUUAUGCCCUUCAGAGAUUCAUAUGAAGAGAAGAAGGAAGAACCACAUAUUAUUGGCAUUGACAAUGUGCCUCUUUCAGGUUUUUGCAAAGGUCAAAAUUGUGAUUUAGAAGAGUCCUCGACUUUUAAGAGUUCUGAGGAUUAUGGGUUGUUGCAAAAUCAUAAUGAUACUAGUUGCUCUGUUCUUCCAGAGUCAUUUAUUCAAUUACAUGAAGUAGAAUCUGUAAAUGGAGUCACAUCUGGUGGACUUAAACAUGAUGGAGAUAGCACCAAGUCGACUCAAAAUGUCGAAUACGAGAAGAAAUCUUGUUCUAUAACUGAUGACAGUUUGAUUAGCAGCUCAAUGAAAAAUAAUUCUGAAUUUGAGAAGUCAACUGAUGAACUCGGAAAUGGUAAUAAUGCAAGUAAGCAGCAAUUAUCAGUGGAAUCUGUCAGUGGGCAGUGCAAGGCAUCUGCUGAAAUCCUUACUUUUGGCAAUUUGCAAAAAUCAGCUGAAGGGAUAUGUGAAGAACAGGAUCAAAACAGCGUGUCGGUCGCAACUGCAAGCAAAAGCUCUAAGGUGAAUUUCAAGGAUGAUAUCACAAAUGGUUGCGAAACCAUUGCUGAGAAUUGCUUGAGCAACCAAAGUUUGUUUUCAUGUGAAGAGCUUGUGCAUAGUGGUGUAAGUAGUGAAGGUUAGGAUAUAGAAAUGCUGUCUUUGGAAUUUAUUGCUCUAUAGAUUGAAGCUUUAGCGCCAAGCUGUAGCUUCUAUCCGUUUUUGAACUUUUCAUGUUUCUUGCUGUAAUCGCAGCAAUUUUACACAUGGAAAUUAUCCUAUAAGCUUUUAGGAUGUGUCAAAUUUGUUUUUGAUCAUCUUCUAUGAAUGAAAAUGUAGUUGAAUUUUAGAUGUAGGCCCUGCGUUUGACUUUGGCAGUUGAUUGGAAUUUUCACUGAGAUUUCUGUUUUGAAA
Messenger RNA from Jatropha curcas, 3685 nucleotides. RefSeq names its product DCD (Development and Cell Death) domain protein. NCBI's taxonomy places the organism in Eukaryota, Viridiplantae, Streptophyta, Magnoliopsida, Malpighiales, Euphorbiaceae. The record is from RefSeq and is a predicted model, not a curated record.